This is a messenger RNA of Epithele typhae, 528 nucleotides long. RefSeq lists its product as uncharacterized. Bases 1 to 528 code for a protein of 175 amino acids. The transcript has 5 exons. The record is from RefSeq and is a predicted model, not a curated record. Lineage: Eukaryota; Fungi; Basidiomycota; Agaricomycetes; Polyporales; Epitheliaceae.
AUGUCUUCUCUCCCUGAGCCCCUUCCACCCGUACGGCGGAUUGUCACCGGACAUCGCCAGGAUGGUGUAGCAGUGGUGAAGAGCGAUACCAUUGUCGCCGACAUUGCCAUAUCAGAGAAGGUUCCCGGCGGCAGGGUGGGGCCAAUCUGGAAGACGGGUCAAGUGCCCGUAGUUGACAACAAUGAUGAAACCGACGGCGCCAGUCGUGUGCCAGACGGAGAAAUGGACAUGCUCAUGAAAAGUGGGACGAACCUCCAGUACACCGAUCUCGCUCCCGGUGCUCGCGCCCCUGCUCACAGAACGUCAUCACUCGAUCAUAAUAUUCUUCUCGUUGGCAAGCUCAUAUUGGAGAUGGAAGACGGCUCGGAGACUCUCGUAGAGAAUCCGGGUGACGUGGUCGUCCAGAGGGGCACAAUCCAUGCUUGGAAGAAUCCUGGGCCUGGAUGGGUUCGUUGGGUCACGAUCCUCAUCGAUGCACAACCUGCCGUCGUGAACGGUUCACCACUCCCGCCAGUGUGGACGAAGUGA